AUGGCCAACGAUGAGCAAGACCACGACCAAGGCCACAGCAGCCAACCAUCUACUCCAGGCCCAGCUAACAACAGCAACGACGGGUCGCGCCCACAGACGGCCCAUCGCGUCUCACAUAGCGAUGACCUCCACGAGUCCACUGAGACAUCAGACAUGAUAGAUGAUACAGUCGCCGAUACUUCGCAAAUCCAGGGUCAAGAAUCAGAACCGACAGAGUCAAUCGAAGCGCCAUCUCCCCAUGAUAUUGCGAUAAACAUUGACGACACACAUGCAAAAACUCGAACCCCGACAAACUCCCACAGCAACCCCCCGACAACUCAUGAAGAGUCUAUGCUGCAACGCCCUGGACGUUCAGCCCCUGAAACUAGCUAUUUUGACGAUCUUACCCGUGCCCAUGACGAUUCAUUAACCGAGGAGGACGUUAGACGCCACCUGGGAGACGUGGAGUCUAGUUUUUUGCCUGCCCUGUCGCCUAUUCCCACUGCUCACACAAAUAAGGAGGGAGGUAUUGACGAUACGUUCCAGUUCGACUCACCCACGAAAAAGCCUGCCCCUCAGCCAAUUCAGCAACGGCAGCAAUCACAACAGCUGCAAUCGCCGCAAGAAUACGAGGAAGACCACGAUGUGACGAGCUCGUCUAUAAACACUUCUGGCUUCGAGAACUUUUCUUCACCUACCGCUGCGGCCACUAGGAGAACUAUUUCGCGCGCUGUUAGCAUGGCAAGCCAGCGGACACAGGAUCGCAGCGCAAACUACGACGAAAGCGAGAAUCAGGAGACCGAACAGGAGAGCUCACAAGUGUCUAGCACUGGCGAUAACGAUCCCCAUUUGUCGAGAACACAUUCGCAAUCCGAACAGGUUGAUGUCAGCAGCACGCAUGGACAAUCACAACGAAGCAAUCGACCCAAAUAUCUGCGCAGUCGCUUUGGAAGCCAGCGAUCGUCGACAUCGUCAUUCGCAACCAAUCCCGAAUCUCAUGAAGGCAGCGACAUGACUGUUGGUCUCGGCACUGAUUACGCUCUCCAAUCCGGAGGCGCCGUUCCCGCAAUGGGCAUGCUACGGAAUCCAAGCAACCCAAUGUUACGGUCCAUCAGCAUUGGAAGCAUGGGCAGUGUUGGGUCAGCCUUUGGCGCCGAGGACUACACUGACAACUCACUACCGCAACUCGAGCCGCUACCCGAAGUCGAUAGUCCCGAACGGCCGCGACAACAAGAUUUGCUCUCAACACCAAAGCCCUCUAAGGAAGGGUUCACCACAGCACCCACAGAUACCGUUAUCGCACGACAUGUUAGAAACGUCCAGGUACCGGAAUCUUUAGCUAAGGAGUACAAGUUCAAAGGUGGUCUGGAAACUCCCCAAAAGCCCGCUUCAAUUGCCAUGGGCUCAGUGAAUACGGCUAGAUCCGGUAGGAACUUGACACUGAAGGAGCAGAGCAGCACAAUUGAACGGCUGUCCAAGGAGAACUUCGAUCUCAAGCUCAAAGUUAUGUUCUUGAGCGAUCGCCUUGACAAGCUCUCAGAAGAGGGUAUCAAAGAAAUGAUCUCGGAAAAUGUCGACCUUAAAACUGGCCUUGCUGUGUUACAGCGCGACAAUAAGGUUCUGCGAAGGAGGGUCAAAGAGUUGGAGAAGCAAGUGAGGGACGAAGGGGAGCGACCAAGCACAGCGCACAGUGGUGCAUCAUCGACGGACCAGACGGCCCGAAUGGGAGAGGAGGAGGCUCAAGAGCGGGAGGAAGAGCUUAUUUUCCUGCGGGAGCGCGUCGAAGAAUACGCUACCGAAAUCGAGCGGCUACGGUCGGAAAGCUUAACCAAAGAGAAUGAGAGGCGCAAGUUUGCAGACAUCGUCAGGUCGCUAGGCGAACGCUCGAGCGACAACAUGGAGCGACAAGAGGAGGCUGAUGUAUGGAAAGACCUCCUCGAGCAAGAAACCGCCCGCAGGGAACAGGCCGACGAUGAGAAUAAAAGGCUAAGAGAGGAGGUAUUUAAGCUCAAGCAGGACUUGUCUGGUGGACAGGGAGGCAUGCAUCACACAACGAACAUCUACAACAUCACCAAAAAGCACCGGGAUGGCACCAUGUCGGAAGGUCGACCUAUAUCUGGUCUAUCGGGCGAUAUGGAGAGUUCAAACGGCAACUUCAGCUCGGCUACUACCCUUGUUGACGAACUGCGUCGAGAGAGCGAGCAACUACGUCAUGAGAACGCCGAACUAAGACGUGAGGUUGGUGCGCAGACAUCCAUGCUGACCUCGAGGAACCGUGAGAAGGAGCGCCUCUACCAGGAGAUUGAGGAUCUCAAAAUGGCUCAGCGACGAGGUCGGCCAGCUCCCUCAACCAUUGAUAGUCUUCUUGAACGAUCAGCUUCGCAGGUUGGCGGCGGCGAUAGGCCCCAGUCUCGCGGAAGCUUCAAGACACGGACACAGAUUGAGGAGGAAGCCGAACGAGAGGAGUUUGAGAAUAAGAUGGCCGAGAUGCGCGACAAGAUCAGCGAGGUAAAGCUGCAGAAUCAAGAGCUGCAGCGCGAACUUGAGAUCUGCAUGGAGGACUUUGAGACGGCUGUGGACGGUAAGCGACAAGCUGAAGAUGCAGCGUUAGCACUCCAGGAGGAUCUCAACAAUGCCAUGAAUGAUCUUGUCGCCCUGCAAUCUGAACGUGACGAAGCGCUCCGCGAGCAAAGCGAGAUGGAGAACGAAUUCGAGUCACUAAGGAAGGAGGCACAAGAAGAGAUUGAUGCGUUGGAAGCAGAAGCCGAUCAACAAGCCGAAGAGAUGCAGCGAGUGCAGGCUGAUCUUCAAGACCGCUCAGAAAACUUUGACGCCUUACAGGAAGAGAUGCGCAAGAUGAGCGAGGCCUUGAUACGACUUGAAGAUGAUCAGGAGAACAAGCUACGACGAAUCCAGCAGCUCGAGCAGGAGUUGGACUCGUCCAACAAGGAGCUUGAAGAUUUGGAGCAGAAGCUCAUGGAAUCCAACGAUAAAAACCAGCGACUCUCUGUGCAGCAGGAAUCCUCUCAGGGAGAGAUUGCAUUCUUACGGGAAGAGCAGGAAACCGACAAGAUUCGGAUUGGAGACCUCGAAGCUGCCGUUGCCAACGCUGAGCAGAGCAUACGUGAAGAAAAGGAACGAGUUAAGGAAUUGGACAACCGUCUGCAGCAAGAACGACACCAGCGGGAGAUUGUGGCGGAUCAAGAGAAGGAAGAGGUACAGCAGUUCGUUAACGAGCUUAACCGGGAGGCUUCAGCAGCCAAGGACGAGGCUCGUCGUCUACGUAAGAACCUGACAUCGAGGGAGGUUGAGGCGACGGAGUGGAAGGAGAGGCUGAUGGAGCUUGAGAAUAACCUUCGUGAAGCUCUGGGUGAUCUCAACGGUACCCGAUCUUCUCUCCUCAAGUCCAUUGCCAAGUUACAACGCGAGCUUGAGAACACAAUUCGAGAUCUCGACGCCAGCAAGGCAGCGCUGGUGGAGAAGGAUCGUAUUAUCAAGCAACGUGACUCUCUGCUCGAGUCGCAUGCUCUGGAAAGCCGCAAACUCGCUGAGCUACUCGACAAGGAGCGUCUCGCUCAUCGAAACACAAAGUCGCAAUAUGACACGUUCCAGAAGUCACAUCAGCAUCUUACCCGCACUGCGAGCAGUCAGGAUGUCCGCAUUGCUGAGUUGGAGACCAACAAGAGUCAGGACCGCAGGAGGAUUGCUGUGCUCGAACAGACAGCCCGCGAUCAAUUACAAGAACGCAAUGAGCUGUUGCUGCAACUGUGGCAUAAGCUUAGCCAUCUGUGUGGCAGGGAGUGGGUUAACGGCAACUCACUCAUCGACCGUCAAGUCCUGCCAUCGGUUGAGGUCAUUGCCAACCGAUUGCCCAGUUUCUCAAAGAACCUGUUGGCUGCUAUCAAGGCCAUCGAGAACAUGGUCGGAUCAUUCGAGACGCGCAUCAAGUCCGUGGAACGAGAUCUACACCGGGAGUAUCAGACUCUUGAGAGCAAUCUUGAAGUGCGCACCAAGAAGCUGGAUCGACUGGAAACUAUGGUUAGGAACUCCAUCUCUUCGGGCUCGUUAAGUCACGAUUCUCGAUACAACCGUCUGGAAGAGGCCUACCGCCAACUCAAGGUUGAGAACACUACUCUACGCACAGCUAAUGACGUGCGAGCGCGCGCAGCCUAUUCUUCAAGAGACAGUUCGGAUGCUCUUGUCCCCCACUCACCAUCACCUUCCGUUCCUCGCGGUCCCGGCGAACAAGGCCGCGAUCGCACCAGCCGCUCCAAAUCACGUUCCUCCACUUUGACAAGAGCACAUACAACAACCGCUCUACCAGGCUCUUCGGCAGGUGGCCUAGGUCUACGAGACAUGACCGCCCUGAACGAAGAGAACAACAAUGGUAGCGGGGGUGCCAACAAUGACAACAGAUGGCUCUUCCGCCUCCGCGACAUGGAAUACAAGCUCAAGAUGGAGCGCGAAGGACGAAACCAAGAUCGGCAUGCCGCAAGGCAACGACUAGGUGGUCUAGAGAUGGAGAACAGGGAUUUGAAAGAGCGGAUGAAGAGGGCUUUAGGGGAUAUCGAUUAA
Fusarium coffeatum is the source of this 4554-nucleotide messenger RNA. RefSeq lists its product as uncharacterized. Lineage: Eukaryota; Fungi; Ascomycota; Sordariomycetes; Hypocreales; Nectriaceae. The record is from RefSeq and is a predicted model, not a curated record. Gene Ontology annotation, cellular component: microtubule organizing center. The transcript is spliced from 2 exons. Bases 1 to 4554 code for a protein of 1517 amino acids.